Charadrius vociferus (killdeer) is the source of this 1041-nucleotide messenger RNA. It is a transcript of the gene ASMT, whose product is annotated as acetylserotonin O-methyltransferase. Gene Ontology annotation, molecular function: acetylserotonin O-methyltransferase activity. NCBI's taxonomy places the organism in Eukaryota, Metazoa, Chordata, Aves, Charadriiformes, Charadriidae. Gene Ontology annotation, biological process: melatonin biosynthetic process; methylation. The coding region runs from base 1 to 1041 and encodes 346 amino acids. The transcript has 8 exons. The record is from RefSeq and is a predicted model, not a curated record.
AUGGGUUCCACAGAAGACCUUGAUUACCCUCAAACCAUCUUGCAAUACAGCAGUGGAUUUUUAGUCUCAAAGAUUAUGUUCACUGCCUGUGAGUUGGGGGUGUUUGAUCUUCUGCUGGAGUCAGGAGAGCCUCUGUCUUCAGAUGCCAUUGCUGCACGCUUGCAUACCAGCACCACAGGAAUGGAAAGACUGCUGGAUGCCUGUGUGGGAUUGAAGCUCUUGGCAGUAGAGCUGACACAAGAAGGAGCCCUCUACAGAAACACAGACAUUUCCAACAUCUACCUAACCAAAUCAAGUCCCAAGUCUCAGUAUCAUAUUAUGAUGUAUUACUCCAAUACAGUUUACUUGUGCUGGCACUACCUGGCUGAUGCUGUGAGAGAAGGAAGAAACCAAUAUGAAAGAGCUUUUGGCAUUUCAUCUAAAGACCCUUUUGGAGCAAUGUACAGAUCAGAAGAAGAAAUGCUGAAAUUCAUGGCUGGCCAGAACUCAGUGUGGAGCAUAUGUGGCAGAGAUGUUCUUGCUGCAUUUGACCUUUCCCCUUUCAGGCAGAUCUAUGACCUGGGAGGGGGUGGAGGAGCUUUGGCCAGGGAGUGUGUUUCUUUGUACCCAAAUUCCACAGUCACAAUUUAUGACCUGCCGAAAGUUGUGCAAGUGGCCAAAGAGCAAUUUGUUCCCCCUGAGGAGCAUCGUAUCGCUUUCCAUGAAGGAGACUUCUUUAACAACACAAUUCCAGAAGCUGAACUGUAUCUUUUAUCCAAGAUACUGCAUGAUUGGGAUGAUGAGAAAUGUGGGCAACUGCUGGCAAAAGUCUUCAAGGCUUGCAAACCUGGUGGUGGAGUGCUGCUGGUUGAAUCACUUCUGAAUGAAGAUAAAAGUGGGCCUUUAGAAACCCAACUGUAUUCGAUGAAUAUGUUGGUCCAGACAGAAGGAAAAGAGCGAACAGCAGCAGAGUACAGCAAGCUCCUCGAGGCAGCUGGCUUCAGAGAGAUUCAAGUCAAGAGGACUGGAAAACUCUAUGAUGCUAUUUUAGGAAGGAAAUAA